AUGAAGGUCGACCCUGCAGUACUAAGAGUCCUCAGCUUAGAUGCUAGUACUACAGCCGUUUCCUCUGCCGGGGGAGGUGGCUGCAGCUCCGCGUCGACGUCGAAGAUCGUGUCGCAGCUCGACAAUGGCCAGACCAAGUCCUACUUUAUGAAGACUGGAAGUGGAAAAGAGGCACAAGUAAUGUUUGAAGGGGAACACGCAUCGCUCGAAGCUAUCCACGACGCCGUACCAUCACUAUGCCCGCAGUCAUUUGGCCACGGCCAGUUUGAAUCGCAGUCGAACACAUCCUUCCUUGUCACCGAAUUCCUACACCUUACAUCGCGCUCCGUAUCCAAGUCGAAGUCGGCACAAUCGCUUGCAGCAAAGCUUGCGAAACUCCACACAACCCCCGCACCAACACCUGAGGGGCACGAGAAGCCUAUGUUUGGGUUCCCCGUCACGACAUGUUGCGGUGAUACAGCUCAGGAGAACAUCUACAAGGAGAGCUGGGCCGACUUCUACGCAGAGAACCGGCUCAUGUUCAUCCUGCACCAGGCAGAGAAGAGGAACGGCAGGGAGAAGGACUUGCGCAAGCUGGUUGAAGACACUGCAUCGACCGUCGUGCCCCGACUGCUUGGCGAUAAGCAUCUGAACAACGGCAAAGGCGUCACCCCCGUAGUCGUCCACGGCGAUCUAUGGAGCGGAAAUGCAAGUGUAGGUGUUAUUGGCAACAACAAGGGCGAACCCGAGGACGUAGUCUUUGACUCAUCAGCAUGCUAUGCGCAUAAUGAGUACGAGCUAGGCAUCAUGAAAAUGUUCGGUGGCUUUGGUGGGAGCUUCUUGAAAGAAUACCACGAGCUGUGCCCGAAGACGGAGCCUGUUGAGGAAUAUGAAGACCGUGUGAAACUGUACGAGCUAUAUCAUCACCUGAACCACUAUGCGAUGUUUGGCGGUGGCUAUAGGAGUGGUGCGGUGAGUAUCAUGAGGGAGUUGGUGAAGAAAUAUGCAGGGGACUAA
Messenger RNA from Cucurbitaria berberidis CBS 394.84, 996 nucleotides. Its product is annotated as Ketosamine-3-kinase. Bases 1 to 996 code for a protein of 331 amino acids. NCBI's taxonomy places the organism in Eukaryota, Fungi, Ascomycota, Dothideomycetes, Pleosporales, Cucurbitariaceae. The record is from RefSeq and is a predicted model, not a curated record. The transcript has 2 exons.